This is a messenger RNA of Hirundo rustica (Barn swallow), 2175 nucleotides long. It is a transcript of the gene ZIC4, whose product is annotated as Zic family member 4. Gene Ontology annotation, molecular function: DNA-binding transcription factor activity, RNA polymerase II-specific; RNA polymerase II cis-regulatory region sequence-specific DNA binding. Gene Ontology annotation, biological process: regulation of transcription by RNA polymerase II; central nervous system development. Lineage: Eukaryota; Metazoa; Chordata; Aves; Passeriformes; Hirundinidae. The coding region runs from base 1 to 1521 and encodes 506 amino acids. The transcript has 3 exons. The record is from RefSeq and is a predicted model, not a curated record. Gene Ontology annotation, cellular component: nucleus.
AUGAGCGUGGAUGCUCUGGGGAUCCCGGUGAUGGACCCUGCUGCUCUCUCCAGGCGGAACACGGCGCUGAGAUUAGUAGACUUGGCGGGGGCUCCUCGCCACCAUCACCACCCCCCUCAGAGCAUGACAGGCUUCCCGGGGGUCGCCGGGCACCCCCACACCAGGGCGCCCACGCAGCCGGGGGAACACGCCGCCGAGUCCCGCCUCGGGCCACAGCAGCUCCGGCCAGAACACAUGGGGCACCGCCACCAUCCUCAUCCUCCUCCUCAGCAUCACCCCGCGGCCCUUAAGAUCGGCCCUGCCCCUCAUCCCCACCACCAGCUCCACCACUACCAUCAUCAUCAUCAUCAUCAUCAUCAUAUGGCAGGCCAAGCCGAGGUGAUCUCUAGUCAAACGGCAGCGUUUGGCCCGGCGCAGUCACCAGCAGCCCCUUACCCCGUCUCUCACCCAGCCCAGGCUCUGGCAGCAGGUAGGGACUUCUUCAUAUGCAGAGACCUGCCGGCCCCACUCAUGCCAGGGCUGACCGAGCAGCACCCCGCUGCAAGUUCUCACCACGGACUGUUUGUCUCAACAACAGGUAGCUACCCCGGACACCAUGGUCACCACCACCACCACUCAGAAGCUGGGAAUCCCUCUCUGUUCACUGGACUCCAUGAGCAGCCUCCCCAUGCAGCUCCAGGUGGCCAUCUAAACGGACAGCUCAGACUGGGGUUACCUGGAGAAAUGUACGCCAGGUCUGAACAUUUCACUCAAGUACCAGCCUCCAGGACAGAUCAUUUUGCUGCUGCUUCGCUUCAUAACUACGGUGGUAUGAAUCUGAACGUGAACCUGGCUCCGCACCAUGGCCCGGGUGCCUUCUUUCGUUACAUGAGGCAGCCCAUCAAACAGGAACUCAUCUGUAAGUGGAUUGAGUUGGACCAGACUCCCAAAAAAUUAUGCUCGAAAACUUUCAGCACGAUGCACGAGCUGGUGACUCAUGUCACGGUGGAGCACGUUGGAGGACCCGAGCAGUCCAAUCACAUAUGUUUCUGGGAAGAGUGUCCAAGAGAAGGGAAACCUUUCAAGGCCAAAUAUAAACUUGUAAAUCACAUCAGAGUCCACACAGGUGAAAAACCUUUCCCCUGCCCUUUCCCAGGCUGUGGCAAAGUGUUUGCCAGAUCAGAGAAUCUCAAAAUACACAAAAGAACUCAUACAGGGGAGAAGCCGUUCAAAUGUGAAUUCGAGGGCUGUGACAGGCGCUUCGCCAACAGCAGCGACAGGAAGAAGCACUCGCACGUCCACACCAGCGACAAGCCCUACAACUGCAAAGUGAGAGGCUGCGACAAGUCCUACACCCACCCCAGCUCCCUGAGAAAACACAUGAAAGUGCACUGCAAAUCCCCUCCUCCCAGCUCCGGCUACGAGUCCUCCACGCCCUCCUUGGUGUCCCCCUCCUCGGACUCCGGCCGUGAGCCCCCCGCCUCCUGCUCCCACGCAGAGCCCUCCGCGCCCGCGCAGCCCGCCGCCAACCUGAGCGAAUGAUGUCUACCCCGUUGCUCUCAAGGUAAUCUAGACAGACGCAGCUGAAAGCCUGAAUCUUAUGCCUUAGACAUCAAAGCAAGCUCGCACAAAGAAGUAUUUCUUCACAACGGUGAAUCUUCAUGGUAAGUUAGGAUUUCUAUGGCAAUAGGCAAGUCAUACUUAAAUAGUGAAAGGCGAAGUCUGGAGCCCGUCCAGUCUUUUCAUUAAGGACAUAAUAUUUACGUCUAACAGGCCCUUUUUCUUGUGUAUACAAGUAUAUAUUUUUGUUUGACGUGAACUAAAUCAUUUUCAUUUAAUUUCCGGUAAACAAAACCCACGCGAACAGGGCACUUGUUCCAGACCAUAAUAAAAAUGGAUAAGACUGUCAGGAAGAAAAGGCCCGCUUGAACCGUCGCCUCAGCUCACUUUUGUUUCUGCUUUCUGCCAGGAUCAGAGAAUGCAUUUGGGAUUUGAGGGCGAGUUUCUAAAGGCAAGGAAAUGGUUUUUAAGGGGGGAAAGAAAAGGAGAAAGGUCUAAUCAAGCUCGGGUUGUUCAAAGGGCCUGAUUUUGGGGUUGAAAGUGUGAGUUUUAUGGUGCAUCAGCAUGCCACGUUAGGAUCGCUAUGGUAAUGAGGAGAGCAAUAGCAAGCGGCCUUCAAAGGAGGCACACUCCAUU